Molecule: messenger RNA, 1155 nt
Organism: Populus nigra (black poplar)
Lineage: Eukaryota; Viridiplantae; Streptophyta; Magnoliopsida; Malpighiales; Salicaceae
Product: cation/H(+) antiporter 18-like
Exons: 2
Coding region: 1-1155 (384 amino acids)
Biological process (GO): regulation of pH; proton transmembrane transport
Cellular component (GO): membrane; endomembrane system
Molecular function (GO): antiporter activity
Source: RefSeq, a predicted model, not a curated record
AUGGCAGAAAAUGCGACUCAUGACCUGUUUUGCCACGCUAUCAAUUCAUUGAAUGACUUUGCUAUCCGACACAAUUUCACCGCGAAGAUUGUUGAUGGCUCUCCCGCUCUUUUCAUGUUUCAGAUGACAAUUAUUUCCCUGGCUGGUAUGAUAUUUGGUCCUUCUCUCCUCGGGCAAAACAAGAAGUUGCUAGAUACCAUGUUCCCUAUAAGAAGUUUGGCAACGCUGUGGACAGUGGCAUCAUUUGGAAAUUUAUUCUAUACCUUUCUAAUUGCAGUGAAGGCAGAUCCUGCAAUGAUGCUAAAGCCAGGUCGAGCUGCUAUGUAUAUAGGCUCUUCUAUGUUCUGCAUCGCUUUGUUUCUUUCCCUUGCACUAUCAUUCUUAUUGAAAACCAUUUUCACCAUGGAAGCUAAUCUCAAUAAAUCGAUUGUCUUCAUAGCUGCAUCACAGUCAUUUACAGGUUUUCCAGUCGUUGCUGCCUUCCUAACUGAGCUCAAGAUCCAGAACACAGAUGUUGGUCGCCUAGCCCUUGCUUCAGCAGUAUAUGCUGAUUUAAUUGAUAUUGUUGUGGCCGCAAUUUCGCUCACGCUUGGGGAUGUCGUUUCUGACCCACUAGCGCCAGUGCGGGCAGUCCUAUCAAACAUUGCAUUUGUUAUUGUUAUCGUGUUCAUCAUCAAGCCAAUGGUAAUGUGGAUGAUGGGUCCUAUAAAAGAAAUGAAACUUGUGGGUGAGAAAUGCAUUUUUAUCACCACCGUUGUCACUCUACUCCUCGCAUUUGUGAGCGAGAUCGUCGGCCAGCAUUACGUCCUUGGGCCAUUGAUUUUUGGCUUGGUUUUACCGAUCGGACCACCUUUUGGAGCAACUUUGGUAUCGAAGCUAAGUACUUUAGUUUGCGGUCUCCUCUAUCCCGCUUACCUUGCUGUUACUGGUCUGCAGACCAAUAUCUUCAAAGUUGAUUUUCAGUCUGCAAUUAUUGUGGGGAUAGUUAUGGUCUCUGGCAUCAUAAUUAAGUUGGGAGCAGUCAUUUUGCCAGCCUUGCAUUCUCAGGUGCCCGUUCGAGAUGCUUUUCUGCUGGCAAUCAUUUUGAAUAUAAAGGGGAUUGUGGAAAUCAACGUUUACAACUUCUGGAAAGAUAACAAGGUCUGGUUAAUUUGA